Miscanthus lutarioriparius is the source of this 609-nucleotide messenger RNA. NCBI's taxonomy places the organism in Eukaryota, Viridiplantae, Streptophyta, Magnoliopsida, Poales, Poaceae. The record is from the annotation of a GenBank genome assembly.
AUGCGGCGCUACGGGCAGUCGCUGUACCAGCCGCGGAGCCCGGUGGCGCGGUGCGUCAACUUCCUCUGCGCGGUGCUGCUCACGCUGAUCCUCGUCGCCGGCGUCAUCCUCUUCGUGCUGUGGCUGAGCCUCCGUCCGCACCGCCCCAAGUUCUACCUCGCCGACUUCUCCAUCCCCAACGCCAACCGGCAGUCCGCCGGCCUGGCCAACCUGCCGAUGCACUUCACCGUCAACGAGCACAACCCCAACCAGAAGAUCGGCAUGUUCUACGACGAGAUCCUCGCGUCGGUGUUCUACGGCGACCAGCUCAUCGCCACGGGGCCCGUGAUGAACCCCUUCUACCAGCAGCCCAAGGGUGACACGCCCGUGCAGGGCACCCUCCUCGCUAGGGGCCCCGUCCCGACGGACCCGUCGUGGGGGCGCUUCGCCGGCGAGAUGUCGGCGGGUAGCGUCGAGAUGCGGCUGGUGCUCACCUCCAAGGUGCAGUUCCAGGUGAAGGUGUGGGACACCAAGCAUCACCACAUGAAGGUGGAGUGCGACUUCACGAUGCAAGGGGACGGCACGCUCCGUCCGCAGGACAAGAACUCCCAGUGCACACUCUACUUCUAG